AUGGGCAAAUCAUGUGACGUUUGCCAAAAUCCCGAUCGUUACAUCGAAGAUGGGAACCCAGGCAAUCCUGUUAACAUAUCCAACCUCAACAAUCAGUCUGGUUCUGCCGAAACCGGCGGCAGCGAUUUGCAAAUUGAAUUUUGGCAACCGAAGAGGGACUCGGGUAACAAGGACGGUGACUUGGGUAACAAGGACGGAGAUGCUAAAGAUCUAAAGAAAAUUUAUUCCAAGUUCGAGUCUCUCCCUAAAACUGAAAAUUGGAAAGAGUUGUUCUCUUGCGAUGAGAAUAAACGAAAAGAGAUUGUUCGUCAUUUAAUGACGGGCUUGGCCAUACCAGAUAGCAACCCUUCAUCCAAACUGUUGCCUGAUCCUAAUCUUACAGUAUCGGCCAUAAAUGAAUACGGAAAGUCUAUGUCGUCGCCAGGUUAUGCGAAUUCAACAAAGUCGAAAAACCGGCCAUUUGCAUGUUUUCGAGAGCUUAUCUUUUGCUCUAUGUGUGCAGUUGCGAAAAUCAAUACCGACGUCGAAACCGUAUAUGAUAGUAUGCGAUCCGUUUAUGGAUCUGACGCCUGCUCGGAACGGUUUAAUGGACUAAUUCGUGGUGCAAAAUGGGCAAACCAAGCUAUUUACCACUUAUCUCAGACGAAAUAUGGUCUACGUAGCUGGGACAUACUCUACACUGGUAUGGUGCUCAUUCUGAAAAUAUAUCGGCAGGGCUAA
Molecule: messenger RNA, 720 nt
Organism: Penicillium malachiteum
Lineage: Eukaryota; Fungi; Ascomycota; Eurotiomycetes; Eurotiales; Aspergillaceae
Exons: 2
Coding region: 1-720 (239 amino acids)
Source: RefSeq, a predicted model, not a curated record